This is a messenger RNA of Mercenaria mercenaria, 2140 nucleotides long. Its product is annotated as neuronal acetylcholine receptor subunit alpha-6-like. Bases 309 to 1016 code for a protein of 235 amino acids. Gene Ontology annotation, biological process: monoatomic ion transmembrane transport; regulation of membrane potential; nervous system process. Gene Ontology annotation, cellular component: neuron projection; synapse; acetylcholine-gated channel complex. NCBI's taxonomy places the organism in Eukaryota, Metazoa, Mollusca, Bivalvia, Venerida, Veneridae. The record is from RefSeq and is a predicted model, not a curated record. The transcript is spliced from 4 exons. Gene Ontology annotation, molecular function: extracellular ligand-gated monoatomic ion channel activity; acetylcholine binding; acetylcholine receptor activity.
UAUAAGGUGUUCCAUUGAUUUUUGUUUUGAGCGGCCAUAUACGGACACAUCCCAAAACCCAAGUACUUGUUCAUAAGAUAUACUGAUUAUAUCUACCUUAAUAUAUCGAAAGUUCAAAUCUAUUUAAGAAAAGUGGAUGCUCGUGACAUUUUGCGGAAUUGCCUCACAAAUAAGUUUCAAAUAGACAAAUUAUGGUUCUGACAUCCUUGGGAAAAUUGUGAAUGUACUGUGUAUUAUCUAGCUGGUAUAAAUUGUCAUCGCUGAGUUUGAAUUGUUAUUACACGUCUUCUUUCGUACAGGAGUGAAAGAUGUAUUCACCGUUUUAUGUUGGAAUAUUGUUUGUAACAUGCGCUUUUAUGACGCUCUUCACAGCUGACGCAGAAAAGGGAUUUGUUGGAGACAGAGAAAGGCUAUGGCAUAGCCUUUUUAAUCAUUAUACGAAGGAAAUUGCUCCGGAUGGAGACGAUGGAGGGCCUGUCGUUGUAAAGCAUUCUCUUACCAUACUUAACCUUGUGUCUUGGGAAAACAACAUGUUGAGUCUUAAUCUGUGGGAAGCGUUGUCGUGGAAUGAUCCAAGAUUAAAAUGGGAACCCGGAAUGUUCAAUGGUGUUACUGAACUGAGAAUCCCAAGUAGGAGUUUCUGGCAACCAGAUAUUAUAUUGGUGAACAGUGUUGACGAGUACAAGGGCUUUGUUGCUGGGGAUUUGAACGCCGUUGUAGAUUACAAUGGUAAAGUGUCGCUUUACCCACCAAGAGUCACAAAAUCCUUCUGCAAUUUGAAUGGAAGUCUCCUACUAAAAAACGAAGAAAUCUCGUGUACUCUAAAAUACAUGUCCUGGACGAUGUCCGGUCUAGAUCUGGAUUUGCAGCUAAUGAAAGAACCGGAAAUCUAUGAUAAUUUGAAUCCUACUUUGAUCAUGACCAAAAUAUCGGCCAAGAGGAAUGAGGUGAAGUACGAAUGCUGUCCUGAAAAAUAUAUUGAUAUCACAUACACACUUAAAUUCAGGCAAAAAUGAUUUUCCGGCCUCUUCAAUUCUGAUAUAGGACUAUACAAUCUUUGACUAAACGGAAACCGAUCUGUAAAUAUGUGCUUGUCAAUACGCUUGAAUUACUACAUCAUAAAAAAUUAUUAAAAUCAUGAUUUGGAACUCAAACAUACUUGUAUAAAAAUUAUUAUUUUUAAAACACAUAUAUGAUCAUCAGUUUCAUUUCGUUUGUAUACCUUUCAUUUUUUUUUAUUUACAUUGCAAUGUGCGUUUGUUACACGGUAUACACACUGCUGACUAUUCUGUUGACGUUUUGUUCUAGUUUAAAAAUCUCUUGUCUUUUAAUUCUGUUCUGUGACUUGGCAAUAGAAAGGAGUGGGUGGGACAAGGAGUGAGGUCUGGUUCACUAUUAACCUGUUUAAACGCCCUAGUGAUACUUUGCCACUAAGUGUUCCAUUGCAGCGUUAUAGUGUUUUGAUUAUAGGGUUCUGUAUUGUUAGAGUUUUGUCAUUUAUUCCAUAAAGGAUAGUAACAUUGAUAUUUUUAUAUAAUUGCAUAACAACAAAGAAUAAGAGAUAUCUGGUAAAAUUGCACGAACAUAACGAAAACUAAUUAAGCUUUUUUUUUGUAAUUGGCUUUUUAUUUUGUUUAAAACGGUUGAUUUCAAAUUUGCAAACUCACACGAUUGUUAAGUUCAAAGCAAUUUAAUAAUUGAAUGUGCAAUUCUCCCACAAAUUAAGAUAAUUUUUAUACUAAAUUGUCUUUUUCGUUUCCUGUAUCUUAUUAUCAACGGUGUAUUUGUCACACAGAAUUUUAGACGACUAGGAUAGGAAGUUUAUAUGUGAAUAGUUUUGUUAUGUUAAUUUUUACUUUACCUGAUGUAGGUAUUGAAUUUCAUUUUAACUGUUUAUUGCGAAGCGUCAUGUCUUCAUAUUGAACACUAUACUUAUAUAACGUUAAUUACUCUUCAACCAUGCAAUACUAGACACGGUAUUUGACACAUUGAGUAUAUCAUAAUAAACAGAUUGAGCCAAUACAAAACCAAACUGAGUCAAUAUUUGAAAAUCAGGGCCAAUACGCGAUUCACGCAUUUUGGUUGAUUAGUGUUAGGAUUCCAAUAUGGAAUAGAAUAAAUUUUAUGAUUUAUCAAGUGA